Molecule: messenger RNA, 381 nt
Organism: Phodopus roborovskii (desert hamster)
Lineage: Eukaryota; Metazoa; Chordata; Mammalia; Rodentia; Cricetidae
Product: E3 ubiquitin-protein ligase PPP1R11-like
Exons: 1
Coding region: 1-381 (126 amino acids)
Cellular component (GO): nucleus
Molecular function (GO): protein phosphatase 1 binding; protein serine/threonine phosphatase inhibitor activity
Source: RefSeq, a predicted model, not a curated record
AUGGAAGAGUCAACAUCUAAUCUGACAGAAGCCAUCUCAGAGACCACUGUUGGACUGGAUGAUGAGCCCAAAAGUAGCAAUCUGUCCAACCCAUUAGAGGAGGCAAAGUCAGGUAAGAGGGUUGAGUGUUCAAGUAACACUGUUGAUAAUGAACCCUUGGGCCAUCCCUCAUCCAAAUGUUGCUGUGUUUAUGAGAAGCCAUGUGCCUUUGGUGAGAGCUCCUCAGAAAGUGAAACAGAAUAUGAUGACAAUUGUGAUGUACUCUGUGCUUGGGGUCAUCACAAUGGAAGAUGCCGUGUUCUUUCAAGUACUGUUGCUACUACUUCACUUUCAAAGAUCAAGACCCAUCUGAAUCCCUUCAUUUCCCCCAUUAAUGACUAA